Messenger RNA from Cololabis saira (Pacific saury), 2004 nucleotides. RefSeq names its product vesicle-associated membrane protein 5 (gene vamp5). The coding region runs from base 225 to 515 and encodes 96 amino acids. NCBI's taxonomy places the organism in Eukaryota, Metazoa, Chordata, Actinopteri, Beloniformes, Belonidae. Gene Ontology annotation, molecular function: SNAP receptor activity; syntaxin-1 binding. Gene Ontology annotation, biological process: SNARE complex assembly; vesicle fusion; vesicle-mediated transport. The record is from RefSeq and is a predicted model, not a curated record. Gene Ontology annotation, cellular component: SNARE complex; plasma membrane. The transcript is spliced from 3 exons.
AGGAAGCGAAACUGACAGUCGCACCCGUGCGCUGGGAGCUACAAGACGGCAGAGAAACGAGGACAAACGGGCGUUGCGCUUUCUAGUCUCAUACGUAAAGUCGAACCCGCAGGACGAGUAUGCUUGGUUUCCUGUUUAUAUAAAGUUCCGCCUCAGUCGACUUUUAAGGAGCCAGCUCGGACGCGCAGUGACAGUCGACGCAAGCGCAGCCAAGACGCACAGACAUGGAGAACGGGAAGAGCCGUUUGGCGCAGGCGCAGGAGGACGUGGAGGAGGUGAAGGUCAUCAUGUUGGAAACCAUGAACAAAGCUGAUGAGAGGUCCGGCAAACUGGGCGACCUGGAUGAGCGCGCUGAUGAACUACUGCAAAAGAGUAAAGCUUUUGAAAAAACUGCGAACCAGGUGAAGCAAAAGAAAAUGUGGCAGAACAAGAAGUGGAAAAUCGUGUUCAUUGCCAUCGGAGUGGUAGCGGGACUCGUCAUCUUGGGACUAAUAAUCUUUGCCAUUGCCGGAUAACAAAGACAGGAGCUCCGUGAACAAUGAAAGGAGAAGCCGUUGUAUCUAAAGGACAUUAAAUGUAGAAAGAUCAGAAAAAACAGGAGCUGUCACUGUGGGACUCAUUCGAGGGGCUCAGUCUGUGAAAGGGCUGUGUUUGAGGUAUUUAUGGGAGUAUCAUUCCCACUCUUCACUAGUUUUAAGUCUUCAUUUGACAUGGUACCACUGAUUGCCCAGCUGCUUCCUUUCUUUUGGUUUUAUUCUGUUUUUUAAUGGCCUCUUGUGAGCCCACACUGGAAGGACGUAGCAGUUUACAGUCUCAAAAAGUCUUAAAGUGCAUGGAUGUUCACAAAGAAAACCAGCCCUCUUUAUUGAAUCUAUCAUGAAGAUUUGUUCAAAUUCCAACGAAAUAAAAAUAUGCUCUGGUACCACCCACCUCUUAAAAGUUGGACAAUGAAUUUGAAAUACUUGUAAGCAGAUGUCAUCAGACCCCUCCUGUUGAAUUCAUUUCAGCAAUGAUUCAUGGGAUGACAGCAGACAGAACGGACGCCAGUCGCCUGUAAAUAUUUCCCAGCUUCAGAUACAUUUGAAUCAGGAACAAUAAAAGGGGCUUUUCUGACCGGGAGCUCAAGCUGCAAACAUGGCUACAUAUUCAAAUGUGUUUUUAAAGUUUUAUUUUUGAGUGAAUUAUAUUACCUUCAACUGUGGUGAUUUUAUUUUGUUUGUAAAAUCCUAUAUUAAAGACUGUUUUUAAAACGGUUGUUAUAUUUUGAUGUGAACUUUGCAGACAAACAUUUUGACAUUUUAAACUGCCACACUCUUUUACCUUCGUUAAAUCUGUUACAAAGCAACAGCCAAACUAGUACUACAGACAAAACUUAUCCUAACAUCAUAAUUGGCCGUGGACGGGAUUGUAGGACAGAGAUAAUCUAAAUAACGAACUGAAAAGUUCAUCAGGUGAAUUAGUACUUUUUUAAUUUUUUUUUAUUUUGAUUGCAAACAGUUCUACUGCUGUGUGGUGUAAAUGUGGAUGAACAGUGAACCCUUGUGGACAAUCUUGUAUCACUAAAAGGAAAAGCACACUAGAUAACAAAAUGUCUCAUGCUUUUAUUUCUUUCUUCCUGGUUUACGUUCGUAAACAAUAACCACGUGUCAUGCCGUCUAAUGCGAGCACGCCGGUGAUCGUACGGUAUUUUGUGAGAGGUCUCUGUCACAGUUCACAAAUUCCACCCAUAAGUGGAAACGUGCACGGUUAUUAAGAUGGUGACGUCACUGUCACUGGUAAAGAUGUUCUAGGAAUUUAACUUGUACUUUAUUGUUUCUGUUCUGUAAUUAAUUAAUUGAUUUUCAGUUUACAAAAUCCAAUGUGUUUGUAAUAAGUCAAAUAUUUUACUUUUUCAUGUAAAAUAAAAGGAACAGCUCAUCCAUAUGACAAAACAAAUAUAGUAUUAUCUUUCACAUUUGACUUUUCCCUUUUGUUCAAUAAAGCUAUGCUUAUGGCUAAAAUGCU